GAAUAAGUAGAAGCAAAAUCCAAUUGAAGGAAGUAAAGAGUGCAAGUGAGUCGACUACAACUACUGGGAAAGUUCAUGGCUAUCACCGCCUAUACGUUGAUUUAUUUUCGUAGUAUAUCGUUUCAUCUCUUUUUUUUUCACUAUUGCUUCGCAUAUAAACACUGUGUGAGAGAUUUUCCACACAUUGUUUUUCGCAUCCUUCGUUCUCACACACGCAGAGACGACGACGACAGAAGAAGAAAAAAUUUUUCCCGUGUAUGUUAUAGUUUGCGAAAAUUAAACAAAACCAUUGCAGUACGAGUUGCACAGUUCGAUUGGCAAAGUGAAGAAAUCGUUUUGGAAAAAUGCUCCAAUGAGUGAACAAUUUGUUGAUGCAUUUGUCAAUACCAAUUCAUAGAUAAGAUUUAUUUUUGAUAAAUAUUGUGUGUAGAAGUGUGAAAUACUCAAAGAUAAAAUGAUGGAUCGAACAAUGUUUAAUCCAUCGGGUGAUGAUGGUGUGAUAUCUACAAACGAUGAUGCGAGCGGAUGCAAAAGACAUGCAGUGCGUGUGGGAUAUUGGAAAGACGAUUAUAUUGGUUCAUUUGUGAGUAAUACAGAUAGAAAAGCACCUGAAAUAAAUCGUGGGUACUUUGCUCGCGUCAAGGGCAUCGAAAUCUUCAUCGACAAGUUCUUAGAGAAAACUGGCGACAAAUGUCAAAUCAUAAAUUUGGGCUGCGGUUUUGAUACGCUUUAUUGGCGUCUUCGAGAUGCUGGCCAUAUGAUAACCAACUUCAUCGAGUUAGAUUUCCCAAUGGUGACAUCGAGAAAAUGUAUGGCAAUCAAACGACACAAGAAUCUUCUAUCGAAACUCCAUUGCGAAGAUGGUGAAGUACGUUUCAAUCCAACUGAUAUGCAUGCAGCAAAUUAUCAUGUGAUGGGCGUUGAUUUGCGACACAUCGAUGAAAUCGAAAAUAAAUUAAAACAAGCCGAAGUGGACUUUACGUUGCCAACAUUGUUUUUGGCCGAAUGUGUCUUGGUGUACAUUGAAAGUGAACACUGCUCAAAUCUCUUAAAAUGGUUGUCUAGUCAUUUUUCGUCAGGCUUUAUUGUAAAUUAUGAACAAGUCAAUAUGAACGAUCGUUUUGGCGAAGUUAUGCUCUCCAAUUUACGAUCACGUGGAUGCGAUUUGGCUGGCGUUGAAGCAUGUCAAACUCUCGAUACACAGAUCGAUCGAUUUUUAAAUUGUGGUUGGCAUGGAGCCAAAGCAUGGGAUAUGGUUCAAGUUUAUCAAAGCUUACCAUCGAAUGAAAUACAACGCAUAGAAAAACUUGAACUACUCGAUGAGGCUGAAUUGUUGACACAACUUUUUCAGCAUUAUUGCAUAUCGAUUUCCUGGACCGGUGAAGAAUUUGAAGACAUUGAAAUUACCUAACUGAAUAUGUCAUGUGUCGAAUCGUAUGUGUAUGUAUAAGUCAUCGUUUUUUUCUGAAUUUCAUCGUUAUUCUGUCAUUUGAUGCGUCUGGCGUAAUUUGUUGCAAUGAACAAACAUCACUCUUACCAACAAAUUUAGAAAACAUUUGACGAAUGGUUUAGUCGAAGAAAAGACAUAAUUAAGCAAAUCUUAUGAUUUCGUUCUUCAAUUAUUUAUUAUUGAACAAAAAAAAUCAUCUACUCUUUAAUAUAAUAUAAUUAUAUUCGAUUGCUAGAAGAAAAAAAAAGACAGAAAAAAACGAAAACUGUUCAGAUAGGACAAUCAAAUUUAAGCAAAUGAAAAAAAAAAUUAAACCAAAUGGUGUAGAACACUAUCGACUAGAACCAGUACACCAAUAUUUGAACACGAAAGCAAAACAAAAAUAUUUUAUCAUUGUGUUUACUGUUUACAUCUUUCUUCUUUCUCAUUCGUUCUCUUUCAUCUGAAUGUCUGAAAACAUAUUGUAAUGUAAAACUCGAUGUAACAAUUUCAAAAUGGUGUAUGUAUGUAAAAAAAACUAAUCGUGUGCAUGUGAGAUUUCAAAAUUGAAUUGGAAACCAAAUUUUGUUGUAUAAAUUUCUCUGGAGGUGGUGUAAAAACGAAAGUACAAUAAAAAAUUGAAAAUAUAUUACAUUAAUUGUA
Messenger RNA from Contarinia nasturtii (swede midge), 2092 nucleotides. Its product is annotated as leucine carboxyl methyltransferase 1. Bases 455 to 1411 code for a protein of 318 amino acids. Gene Ontology annotation, cellular component: cytosol. The record is from RefSeq and is a predicted model, not a curated record. Gene Ontology annotation, molecular function: protein C-terminal leucine carboxyl O-methyltransferase activity. Gene Ontology annotation, biological process: C-terminal protein methylation. The transcript is spliced from 4 exons. NCBI's taxonomy places the organism in Eukaryota, Metazoa, Arthropoda, Insecta, Diptera, Cecidomyiidae.